This is a messenger RNA of Anisakis simplex (herring worm), 615 nucleotides long. NCBI's taxonomy places the organism in Eukaryota, Metazoa, Nematoda, Chromadorea, Rhabditida, Anisakidae. The record is from the annotation of a GenBank genome assembly.
AUGAGUCUUAAAAGUACUUCACUGUGCCAGGUAGAUUUUCGUGUUGCCAAUAACGCGUAUAAUAACCGUCAAGUGUUCAGUUGCUGUCCAGUAGUGAAAGUCGCAUUUGCACCACCAAAAGUUGGAAAUGACGAAGAACUUGAGGUGACGGUUGGUAAAGGGAUUACGAUGAACUGUGACGUUGAACAAGAGGGACCUCAGUCGACCAUCACAUGGCUCUUUAAUGGUUCUGAAAAUCUGCCUCCAAACGCACAAGUUGUGCUUCAUGGUCGUCGCUUAUAUGUUGACGAGACAAGUCUUCUCAAUCAAGGGUUGUAUCAAUGCCGUGUAAGAAAUACUGCCGGUGAAAGCAUCAAAAACUUCAAAUUGCGCGUGAUUGCGCCACCCGAAUUCGUAGAGAAAGAGUAUAUGGAUAAUAUUCAAAUCACCACUGGUAUAGCCUUAACACUGACGUGUUAUGUGAACGGUAAUCCUCAGCCGACGAUCAGGUGGCUUCGAGACGGACGUGACAUUCAUGACAAAAGCGCAGCAUUCAGUGAUUCCAAUCAGAAACUCAUCAUACAGCAUACUACAAAUGCUAACCACAGGUACAGUCAUCGCAUAGAAGAUAAUUAA